Molecule: messenger RNA, 624 nt
Organism: Punica granatum (pomegranate)
Lineage: Eukaryota; Viridiplantae; Streptophyta; Magnoliopsida; Myrtales; Lythraceae
Source: RefSeq, a predicted model, not a curated record
AAAAAGAGGGCCGCACCGUUUCUUCCUAGUCCCCACACUCUCCUCCUCCCUGCUCACAAAAUCUCAUAGUCUCACCUCCAAAAUCUUUCCCACCACACAAAACAUAAACAACACCUCAAGCACGCCCAUCCCUCAGCUAAGCAACCAGGGACAUGGCAAAUUCUGCAGCCAAUCUUACCCGAAGUCUCAUCUUAUUCCUCUUUGCCGCCGUCUUUGCUGUCGUUGAGCUCGCUGCAAGAAAUCCGGUUAAGUCGGUUCAGGCGGACCUGCAGGCUGCAUACAAGUUCGAGCCUGCGGAUAUUUCGGUUGAGAAUUACCCGAUCCCUGAGGCCGGGAAUGAUGACCCGAGACAGCAGUUCGCCCCGUUCCAGAUCUGUUUGCCUUGCAAGUGCUGUGCGGCGGCCUCCCCUGCACCGACCUGCACGACCAUGCCGUGCUGCUUCGGCAUCGACUGCCAAAUCCCGAAAAAGCCAUUCGGGUUCUGCGCCUUUGUCCCCAAGACCUGCAAUUGCACAUCCUGUGCUGUGUAGUACUUUCAGAUUACAAGCUCCUCCUAUACCACAGAUAUUGCAAGUUAUACAUUUGAUGGAAUAAGAAAGUCGGUAUAAUUAACCGGUGAUAGUA